GUUCCUCUUCCGUCAGUAAAGAGAGACACACAGAUGAUCAGACUGAGUUCAGACCAAACUAGCAGCUUCCUCUGAGUGAGUCCAGCUACAGGAGAGAAAAGUGGAAAACUCCAACACUGCUGCUUCAAGCUGCUGACGCUCCACACACUGAAUCUUCACUCACAGACUCAAUGGCUUCCAGAUCAGAGGAGGAUCUUUGCUGUCCGGUCUGUCAGGAGGUCUUCAGAGAUUCUGUUCUUCUGUCAUGUAGCCACAGCUUCUGUACAGACUGUCUGAAGAGAUCGUGGAGAGAGAGAACAACACACGAGUGUCCAGUUUGUAAGAGACGAGCUUCAAAGGAAGAACCACCUUUAAACCGAGCUUUAAAGAACCUGUGUGAGUCGUUCUUACAGGAGAGAGAUCAGAGAGCUUCAGAGGCUCUCUGCAGUCUGCACUCUGAGAAACUCAAACUCUUCUGUCUGGACCAUCAGCAGCCAGUGUGUGUCGUCUGCAGAGACUCACAAAAUCACACCAAUCACAGAUUCAGACCCAUCGAUGAAGUUGCACAACAACACAGGAAACAACUUCAUCAAACUCUGGAGCCCUUAAAGAAGAAGUUAAAGGUUUUUGAAGAAGUUCAAGUGAAGUUUGAUCAAACAGCAGAACACAUUAAGGUCCAGGCCCGACACACAGAGAGGCAGAUUAAGGAGCAGUUUAAGAAGCUUCACCAGUUUCUAGCAGAGGAAGAGGAGGCCAGGCUGGCUGCACUGAGGGAGGAAGAGGAGCAGAAGAGUGGGAUGAUGAAGGAGAAGAUGGAGGCUCUGAGCAGAGAGAUAGCAGCUCUUUCAGACACAGUCAGAGCCACAGAGGAGGAGCUGAGAGCUGAAGACGUCUCAUUCCUGCACAACUACAAGGCUGCAGUGGAAAGAGUCCAGCGCUGCCCCCUGCUGGAUGAUCCACAGCUGCCCUCAGGAGCUCUGAUAGACCAGGCCAAACACCUGGGCAACCUGACCUUCAACAUCUGGAACAACAUGAAGGACAUGGUCUCCUACACUCCUCUCAUUCUGGACCCAAACACUACUCAUCCAAACUUCAUCUUGUCUGAAGAUCUGACCAAUGUGAGUUAUGGAGGAGAGAGGCAGCAGCUUCCUGAUAAUCCAGAGAGGUUUGAUUUGUUCUGCUCUGUCCUGGGCUCUGAGGGCUUUAACUCAGGGACUCACAGCUGGGAUAUCGAGGUUGGAGACAGUACAUGGUGGGAACUGGGUGUGUUAGCCGAGUCUGUGCAGAGGAAGGGAGUCAAACAGUCAGGGUUAUGGACAAUAGGGUUUGAUCAAGGCAAAUAUUCAGCAUGGUCACCAUCCGCUUAUACUGCCCUCUCAGUAAAGAAAAAGCCCGAGAUGAUCAGAGUGAAUCUGGACUGGAACAGAGGAAAGCUGUCGUUCUCUGAUCCUGAUACUAACACACACAUACACACCUUCACACACACUUUCACUCACAGGGUGUUUCCAUUCAUUAGCGCUGGUUAUGAAGUGAAGGUGUUGCCGUUGAAGGUGUCAGUGUCAGUGGAGCAGAUGAGUUGAGGAUGAUGAUAUUUCUGAUGUUGUUUCCUGUCAGUGAAUUGAAGCUGUUAAACUGCAGCUGUCCUCCUGCUGCCUCGUUGUUCCAAAGCUCUUUGUUUCUCUUUUAGUUCUCACUGUUUCUUUCUGUUUCUGCUGUCCACCUUUUCACAUGGAAAAUCAUUUCACCGUUUCUCACU
Messenger RNA from Oreochromis niloticus (Nile tilapia), 1735 nucleotides. RefSeq names its product nuclear factor 7, brain-like. The transcript is spliced from 3 exons. Gene Ontology annotation, molecular function: protein binding; zinc ion binding. Lineage: Eukaryota; Metazoa; Chordata; Actinopteri; Cichliformes; Cichlidae. The coding region runs from base 171 to 1559 and encodes 462 amino acids. The record is from RefSeq and is a predicted model, not a curated record.